Oreochromis niloticus (Nile tilapia) is the source of this 4836-nucleotide messenger RNA. RefSeq names its product lysosome membrane protein 2. Bases 329 to 1891 code for a protein of 520 amino acids. Gene Ontology annotation, cellular component: cytoplasm; membrane; lysosome. Gene Ontology annotation, biological process: receptor-mediated endocytosis; protein targeting to lysosome. The record is from RefSeq and is a predicted model, not a curated record. Gene Ontology annotation, molecular function: scavenger receptor activity. The transcript has 13 exons. Lineage: Eukaryota; Metazoa; Chordata; Actinopteri; Cichliformes; Cichlidae.
AAUACUCGUGGCACAUGUUUUAUUUUAAGGUCGCCGCUUCAGACUGACUGAGAGGAAUGGGGACCUCAUGGUAGUCAAAAAAUAAACCUUUCACUAUCAACAGCAAGUCACAAAAAACUUCCUCGCAGCUCUGUAAUUUUGGAAAACUAAACACUCAGCACCUUGGAGAUAUAGCCUUGAAGAAACUUUUCUGCAACUUUUUUUCAAUAACCCAAAGAGGGGGGAAAAAUUUCUGUGUCUGCAGUGGGGAAACGUGGGGACAUUAAAGUGUCCAUCCAUCCAUCCUUCAAGAGUCCCGCUCGCAUCUCUCUUCCUGCCACCUGCCAACAUGACACGGAGAUCGUGCACCAUUUAUGUGGUUGGGAUCACCUGCGCCGUCCUGCUCGCGGUUGGGAUUGGCUUGUUUGCAGGGCAAGUUUUCCGCACAUUAAUGAACAACCGCCUGAAAAAGGAGAUCGUGUUGGUAGAGGGCAGCCGCGUGUUUGACUCAUGGAAAAAACCUCCUCCUCCUGUCUACAUGCAGUUUUUCUUCUUCAAUGUGACCAAUCCAGACGAGUUUAUUGCAGGGGGAAAGCCAGAAGUUAAACAGAUUGGACCCUACACGUACAGGGAGUACAGGUACAAGGACAACGUAAGCAUGGUGGCAAAUGGCAAAAUGGUCUCCGCAUAUAACACGAAAAGCUUUGUGUUCCUGAGGGAGAAAUCUGUGGGUGAUCCAGCUGAGGAUAACAUCACCACUGUCAACAUCCCUGCCUGGGCUGUCAUGAACAAUGUGAAAGGUAGUUUCUUUAAGUCCUCCAUGGUUUCAAUCUGGAUGAACUCUCUCAAGAGUGGUCUGUUCACUACACGCACUGUGGAUGAACUGCUUUGGGGCUACGAAGACCGUCUGCUGGUUCGCGUUGCUGGCACCAAACCUGAGGUGGAGACGGUGUUUGGACUCAUGUACAAGAAAAAUGGAAGCAAUGACGGUGAAUUUAUCUACCACACUGGAGAGCAGAACUACAUGGAUUAUGGCCGGAUCGAAACAUGGAAAGGCCAAAGGGAGUUGACUUUCUGGAGCUCUAACUAUAGCAACAGCAUCGUUGGAUCAGAUGGAAGUGCUUUCCACCCCCUGCUUGACAAGGAUGAGCGCAUUUACAUCUUUACUCCAGACCUGUGCAGGACCAUCUACAUGGAGUUUGAGAAAGACGUCGAGGUGAAAGGGAUCCCAGCGUACCGCUUCACACCACCACGCUCUGUCCUGGCCAGCAAAGAGGAGAACCCUGACAAUGAGGGUUUCUGCGUCACCCCAAAGGAGUGCCUGGGAACUGGCGUCCUUAAAGUCAGCCCCUGUCGGAAAGGUGCACCAGUGGUUGCCUCCUUUCCUCAUUUCUACCUGGCAGAUGGCAAAUAUGUGGCUGCCAUUAAAGGACUGUCACCUGAAAGGACACAUCACCAAACUUUUCUAGACCUAAACCCUACUACUGGAGUGAUUGUACGCGCUCACAAAAGAGCACAGGUGAACAUCUUGAUGCAGCGAAUCACUGGAUUCCCGAGCACUCGAUUCCUGAAUGAAACAGUAUUUCCUGUAAUGUUCCUCAAUGAGAGCGUGGAGAUUGACGAUGCGUCCGCAGAGAAAUUAAAGAAGCUUCUGCUGAUUAGCAAUUUGGUGUCCAACUUCCCUCUCGUCAUUGUGGGACUGGGUGUUAUUCUGCUCUUGGUCUUUGUCAUCCUCCUGUGCCAGGCUCGCAAACAGAAGAAUGAAGUUAAGCGCAUUGUGUUUACCAAGCCUCUUUAUGCUUCUUCUGCUGAAGACGACACCGCUUACUCUCCAGUUAAUGAUAAGGAGAAGGAGGAUCCCCAGAAUGGAACCUACAUUGGUCUGACACCUAAGGCUGACGUGGAAGCUUGAGGAUGAGCAAGGGGGCUUUGCAUAGAGGGCUCAGGUGAAAAGUAUAUGUUUUUAGUUUCAGACGUCUUUUAUUGUAUGCUCUUAGGUUUAUUUAGAGAGCGCUAAACUCUAUUCCCAGACAAACAUCGUGUUUAGAACACUACGGUGGCUUCUUCUAGCUGCUGCUAAUUAUGUAAAAAUAGUUGAGAACAGUCGUCCAAUAAGCAGAGAAGAAGAGUGUGCUCUGUGGUGGUUCUAAAACAAUCACACCCUUUAAAUGAUGGAGGUUCAAAACUGCCAAAAUUAAGCAGACAUGGAAAAAAUGACUCAGUAAAUUAAGGUUAAUGGAAUUUAUUACAUUAUUUACAAUGCAUUUGUAAAUGAUUGUGUUUGCUUUUGUAUUAUUUGCCUUUGUACUAUGGCUCCAUAGUAGUGUUGUUGUGAUUAACACCUCAGUCACACUCAGGCCAGAGACUGGUCAGCGACCCCCUGGCAACCUCUGGGGAAAAAAUGUGUACCGAUUGGGUAACACUAAUCUUCUUUUCCUCAUGUGGUUGCCAAGCAAUUGCCAACUGGCCUUUAGGCCUGUGUGACUGGGGCCUACUACAUUCCUCUGAAAUAUUAAAGAAGGAUGCACAAAUUCCUAGUGCCAGUCCCAAAUCAGGAGGGUUGCAAGAAGGGCACACAAUUUGAAACCUGUAUUGAAUCACAUAUUCAAUACAGGCCUGCUGUGGCACCCCCUUGGAAAAUAAGGGAGCAGCUAGCAGUACUCAUAUUAUUUACAUUUGUCAUAAUUAUUCUGUUUAUCUACAAUCAGAUUUAAUUCAAACUCUCUGUUGUUUUUUUGUGUUUUUGGGGUGGGUGGGGUUUACAUUACGGCUAACAAGUAGUUUUUCCUGUUUUAGAACCACUCACUGCUUAAGGAAUUGAGAGUGAAAGUGGACAUUAUAUUCUUUCUUUUUUUUAACUUAACAUUCAUUUUUGCAGCCAAAGAGGCUUUUCCCAGACUGCUUUUAUUAUUUUAUUAGACUGCUUUUCAUUGUUUUAUUAUUAUUAUUUGCUUUUUAAGUGUCCUUGUUGUCCACUGAGUUACUGAGUGUCACUAAUUAGCUAACAUAAGCUAAUGUAAGUCUAUUAGCAGCAACCAAUCCAGUGAUGUCGCAAUAUAGCACAAAGUAUGUUCUAAAAACUUUAAACACAUAUUUCUUCAAUCCAGCUUCACAGACAGUUUAUAGAGGUUUAUUUGGAAAAUCAAACAUGUUUGGCACAACAGUGCAUUCAGAUCAUAAUUAUGAUUAUAACUUUUUUUUGAAAAUUUUGGCAGUUUUGGUCCUCCAUACACAGUUAACUUCCUUUCAUUAUUUGUAUGGCUAAACCGAUUUGUCUUGCUUUGGAAUUCAGAUUUUAUGGAAUGACUACUUGUACAAGCGCACCGAGGUCAUUUGGGGAGCAAUGUGAUGAAAUCCUUAAACUGAUGUUUUUUUUGGGGUGUUAUAUUUCACUCUCAGGGGGUCUCAUCUUAGAUGCUGUAAAGCAGUUAUUAAAGCAGAAGAAAGAAAGCACAAUAUACUGGAUGAUAAAUCAGUGUUACUAUGUCUCAUUUCCAUUUCAUUUUCAUUUUAAUGUUACAAAAAAAAUGUCACAACUUAAUAUUUUCUGCUCAUCCAUGGCGCAUAUCGGAUAUCUAACAACCAGCAUACCUGAGAAUCUUCAGAGUAUGGAAUUUGUUUGUAUAUACAUACAGUGUAAGAAGUGAUGAACUGCUUACAUUCCUCUCAGCGUAUGAUGGGGAUGAGUAUUGGACAAAACACUGUAUAUUUUGGAAAUUUUAAUUUGUAAAGUAAGACAUACCUUGCUUUUUGGUUUUUUGUGUUGUCUUUCUUUUUUGUAAAUGUGUAAUUGUAGAAAUGUUUGAAUUAAAGACAUUUCAUGUAAGAACUUUAUAAAUGUUUAUAAAGCUCUAAAGCAGGGGUCUGCAACUCCAGGCCUCGAGGGCCGGUGUACUGCAGGUUUUACAUCUCACCCUGGGUCUACACACCUGAAUCAAAUGAUUAGUUUAUUACCAGGCCUCUAUAGAACUUCAAGACAUGUUGAGGAGGUCAUUUAGCCAUUUGAAUCAGCUGUGUUGGAUCAAGGACACAUCUAAAAACUGCAGGACACCGGCCCUCAAGGCCUUAACCACGGCAGAUUUGCUUGGGUUGAAACCAUCAUUCAGAAAGUACACAAUUUAUGUGUUGACAGUAUUUUGCCCUGUGUAACUGUGUAUUACUAAGUGAUAUAAUGAAAUGUCUUUUAGAUGCUGUAGUGGUGCCUUUAAAGUUACUAGAUUUCUUGUUCCUUUUAAAGAUUUUUGUUGCGUGAAAAGAACACUGUGCCAUAUCAACAAAUCUACUCUCAAGUUUUUUUUCCUUCUUCUUCUUCUUUUAGCUACCAAAAAAAUAAAUAAAAAUAACAAAACCUUUUGAUAUUUCUAAUAUCUAAAAGCAGGGUCUAAAUGCAAUUUAAAAACUCUCUGCCUGACUAGCAGGUUGUUGUGCAGGGCCACAGUUUUCUCACUCGAUGCUGGUGAUGAAAAUGUGUCGUUAUAAUGUGAUCUGGAAAAUGCUGCAGAAUUCCUCCGUUAGAACUGUGACGAGUCCGCCUUUCAUUAUUACUCUUGUAACAUUUUAAUUAAAGCCUUAUAUGCACUGUGAUAAUGAUAAUGACUAUAUCAGAUAUUAGUGGAUUCAUGUGAUUACAGUAAAGUGUUUAACACAUACACUAUAAUAAGGAAAAAAUGAUUGCAUUUUAGAAAAUUUGUGCACAGCGUUUUAUAUAAGAGUUACAAACUCACAAGGAGAUGAAAGACGGGAUUCAUCUGAAUCCCUUUGCAAAAUACACACUAUACAGUAUAAAAACACAGUUGUGGCUAAAGAGAAUAAAUUAUUUUGCUAUGUCGAUAAAACCAAAACACAUAAAGCGGAGCA